CGCCCCGCCCAGUCCCCGCCGACGCCCGCUCUGUGGGUCGGUCCGUCCGUCAGUCACGGAGCGCGCGCCGCCGGAGCUGCGGGCGCUCUCAGCGUUCGGGAGGAGAGCGUCGCGCCUGGAGAGGCGGCGGCGACCGGAGGGCGCGAGCAGCUGCUGCCUCGCGCGGGGCCCCGGGAGGGCCGAGGGGCUGCCACGAUGGAGCAAUUAUCAGAUGAAGAAAUUGACCAUGGUGCAGAAGAAGACAGUGACAAGGAAGAUCAGGACCUGGAUAAAAUGUUUGGAGCCUGGCUUGGGGAACUGGACAAACUUACUCAGAGUUUGGAUUCUGACAAGCCCAAAGAACCAGUGAAAAGAUCACCUCUUCGCCAGGAAAUAAAUAUGGCCAACUUUUCUUACCGUUUCUCCAUAUACAACUUGAAUGAAGCCCUGAAUCAGGGAGAGACUGUGGAUCUGGAUGCCCUGAUGGCCGAUCUUUGCUCCAUAGAACAGGAGCUCAGCAGUAUUGGCUCAGGAAAUAGUAAGCAUCAAGUUACAGAACCAAAAGUCACUCAGAAGCUACCUGUUAGCCGGCAGACAUCAAAACAUGGCACCCUAAGAGGAUUAUCAUCUUCCUCUAAUAGAAUAACUAAACCUUCCCCUGCUAACUACUCCCUGGAUGACAUCACUGCACAAUUAGAACAGGCUUCCUUGAGCAUGGAUGAGGCUGCUCAGCAAUCUGUAGUAGAAGAUUCUAAGCCUCUAGUGACGAAUCAGCACAGAAGGACUGCGUCAGCUGGCACUGUGAGUGAUGCUGAAGUUCGCUCUGUUAGUAACUCCUCCCGAUCGAGCAUCGCUUCUGCAGCUUCCAGCAUGGACUCUUUGGAUGUUGACAAAGUGAUGCGCCCUCAAGAACUCGAUUUGACAACACAUCCGGGACAGCCAGUUACUGAGGAAGAACAAGCAGCAAAGCUGAAAGCUGAGAAGAUCAGAGUCGCUCUGGAGAAAAUUAAAGAGGCCCAAGUGAAAAAGCUGGUGAUCAGGGUCCACAUGUCUGAUGACAGUUCUAAAACAAUGAUGGUGGACGAGAGACAGACAGUGAGACAAGUGCUGGAUAACCUGAUGGACAAAUCCCACUGUGGCUACAGUUUAGACUGGUCGCUGGUGGAGACCAUUUCUGAGUUACAAAUGGAGAGAAUCUUUGAAGACCAUGAAAACUUGGUUGAAAAUCUUCUUAAUUGGACAAGAGAUAGUCAAAACAAGCUUAUAUUUAUGGAGCGUAUAGAAAAAUAUGCACUUUUUAAAAACCCACAGAAUUAUCUUCUUGGGAAAAAGGAAACCAUUGAGAUGGCAGACAGAAACAAAGAAGUGCUAUUAGAGGAAUGCUUUUGUGGAAGUUCUGUAACUGUCCCAGAAAUUGAAGGAGUUCUUUGGCUGAAAGACGAUGGCAAGAAGUCCUGGAAAAAGCGUUACUUUCUCUUGCGAGCAUCUGGCAUCUACUAUGUCCCUAAAGGAAAGGCAAAGGUAUCUCGGGACCUGGUGUGCUUUCUCCAGCUGGAUCAUGUAAACGUGUAUUAUGGGCAGGACUAUCGGAGUAAAUACAAAGCACCCACAGACUGUUGUCUGGCAUUAAAGCACCCACAGAUCCAGAAGAAGUCUCAGUAUAUCAAGUAUCUUUGCUGUGAUGAUGUGAGGACACUGCAUCAAUGGGUCAAUGGGAUCCGAAUCGCAAAGUAUGGGAAGCAGCUCUACACAAAUUACCAAGAAGCCUUGAAAAGGACAGAAUCUGCUUAUGAUUGGACUUCUUUAUCCAGCUCCAGCAUUAAGUCCGGAUCCAGUUCUUCUAGCAUCCCAGAGUCUCAGUCAAAUCACUCUAACCAGUCUGACAGUGGAGUGUCUGACACCCUGCCCACAGGACACAUCCGUUCCCAAAGCACUGUGAGCUCCAUCUUCUCAGAAGCCUGGAAGCGAGGCACUCAGUUGGAAGAGUCUAGCAAGGCCAGAAUGGAACCUAUGAAUCGGUCCUACACUUCACUUAUGCCCCCUCUGUCCCCUCAAACUAAGAUCGUCACCCCUUAUACUGCCUCACAACCGUCACCCCCUCUGCCUCCUCCUCCACCGCCACCUCCUCCGCCGCCGCCUCCACCCCCUCCUCCUCCUCCUCCUCCUCUCCCUAGCCAGUCUGCUGCACCUUCCACAGGCUCGUCAGCCACCAUGUUUGUCAAGUACAGUACAAUCACCAGGCUGCAAAAUGCAGCUCAGCACUCAGGACCCCUGUUUAAGUCUCCAUCGACCCCAGGGGUGCAACCUCUGCCUUUGACUUCACAGUCCCUCAAGGCGCAAAUCGUGGUGCCCCCCAAUGGAGUAAUUCCUCCACCCCCUCCUCCACCACCACCCCCAACCCCUGGCUCAGCCAUGGCCCAGUUAAAGCCAGUGCCAUGUGCCCCAUCCCUGCCACUGUUCAGCCCCCAGCCACCUCAACUGAAGAUUCACCAAGUUCAGCAUGUUCCUCAGGUGGCCCCUCUCACACCCCCACCAGCUCCUCCCAUCCCUUCAACUGUCCCUCCUCAAGCACCCCCUAAACCACUGGUGACCAUUCCUCCUUCAGCUAGCACCAAAACCGUGCCACCAAUGGUAACACAAGCUGUACCACCCACCCCUGUACCUCCAGUGCCCCCAGCAAAGAAACAGCCAACCUUUCCCAUUUCUCACAUUCCACCCUCUCCUCCUGUCCAGCCUGCCCCGUGUCCCCCACCGACGCUACCCAAGCAGCAGAGCUUUGGGGUGAAGCCACCCCCCUCUCCUCUGUCCCCUGUGCCCUCAGUUGUGAAGCAGAUAGCUAGUCAGUUCCCACCCCCUCCCACUCCUCCUCCUGUGGACUCACAUCCCCUAAAGCCCCUCCCAGCAAGUAUCACCCCGCAGUCCCCUCCUGCAGUGAAAGCUAAACCCAAAUGGCAGCCCAGCUCAAUCCCGGUCCCUUCCCCGGAUUUCCCUCCUCCCCCUCCAGAAAGCAGCCUGGUGUUUCCUCCUCCACCUCCUCCAGCCCCAGCCCAAGCGCCAACCAUGACUUCACCUAUCCCUGACAAAAGUGGAUCUCCAGGCAAAAAGCCAAGUAAGAUGUCCAGCCCUGGGGGGAAGAAACCCCCCCCAACCCCGCAGCGCAACUCCAGCAUUAAGUCGGGCAGUUGUGCAGAGCACCCUGAGCCCAAGCGACCCUCGGUAGACAGUCUAGUCAGCAAGUUUGCACCACCAGCAGAUUCAGGGUCUCCCAACAAGGAGACCCCACCACCUCCUGCAGCACCCCCCAAACCUGGGAAACUACACCUUUCUGGAGUCAACCUCCCUGGGAUCCACCAGCAAGGGAGUGUGUCGACAAAACCCUCUGUUGUGAGUGGGUGUGGAAAGGACUCCAUAGUAGAAUUUCCAUCUCCUCCAUCCGAUUCUGACUUUCCACCCCCUCCGCCUGAAAUCGAGCUUCCUCCGCCCCCUAUUGAGAUUCCGGCCAUAUUCUCGGGAAACACCUCCCCCAAAGUGGCAGUUGUGAAUCCUCAGCCACAGCUGUGGUCUAAAACAUCAGUGAAGAAGGCCCCUCCUCCUACCCGGCCCAAACGAAACGACAGCACCCGUCUCACUCAGGCUGACAUCUCUGAGCAACCAGCGAUGAGCACAGUUGUGCCACAAGUGCCCACCUCUCCCAAACCCAGCCUUAGUGUCCAGCCUGGAUUCCUAGCUGACCUUAACAGGACACUGCAGCGCAAGUCUAUCACGCGGCAUGGCUCCCUCUCCUCCUCACGAAUGUCCAGAGCAGAACCCACAGCCACCAUGGACGACAUGGCACUACCCCCACCACCACCAGAACUGCUGUCUGACCAGCAGAAGGCUGGCUUUGGAAGUAGUCAUAUUUCAGGCUAUGCAACGUUGAGAAGAGGACCUCCUCCUGCUCCCCCCAAAAGAGACCAGAAUACCAAGCUCUCAAGAGACUGGUAGCCACAGGACUUAUUUCCAUGCUAUCUAUAAUCAGUUCUGCAAUCAGUUCACCUGAUCAUCUGUGAACCCAGGUGGUCAGAGCCUCCUGAUAUGUUAUUCAGGUAGUGUUCAGCUAUGUGUAUGUUUGUGUGUAUAUGUGCUGCGUGUGUACAUGCAUGUACACACAGCUAUACAGAUUGUGUGUAUAUACAUAUGUAUACAUCUGUGAAUGUGUAUAUAUAGAGAACUGAUUCUAUUUAUUCCUUUUUCCUCCUAAUCAGAAAGUAGGGUUUUGUAUAUUUUGAGUGGAAGGAGACAUAGGAGGGGUAUAUGUUAUCACAAUUUAUCGUAUGGGUUGGACCAAAAUCUAGAAGGUAUUUCAUAAGUGUCUGUCCAUAUGCCGCCUAUUUGUGCAUGUGUUAUAGAAGAAAGAAAUAGACGGGCAGUUUCUCAGUUUGAAAUGUAUCAUCAGAAUGUUUUGUGUAUCUGUAGGGCUUUUUUUUGUUUAUUUUUUCCCAGUUGGCUGAAUUUAGAACUGUUGACUAGCACUUAAAUACUACAUAUAAAGGGGCACUUUAAAUCAGGAAAUUCAUUAUACAGAACGGGUAAACAGUGCAGGAAGGGGAACCCUGAGGACACCGUGGUUGUACAUAGGAAAGUUGUGGCUGUUCUAGUUGCCGUAGUCCUGCCAUGACCAUAGCCACAUCUGAGAUGUCUUCACAGGUAAGAUUUUUGCCUACAGCACGAGAAAUACUUAAUGCUAUAGUCCUGGCUACUUUCAGUACUGUCUUGUGAAGCUUCAUCUUGAGACUGUCCAGUGCACACUGUAAUGUACUGCCCCAGUUAUGUUGUUGGGUCUCAGUUACCUUUGCAUAUAGUGUGUACAUUAGUAGACAGUUGAAUCCGUGAAUAUUCCAAAUAUGAAAUAUACUCCCUGUGCCCAAUGCAGUACAUCAUUAAAAACAAAGUCGACUUCUGCGAUGCCUUCUUUACAAGUUGUGCUCUAUGACAGAUAAGGAAGAACAGACAGAACUGGGCCCUGCACAGGUAUCAUUCAUCAGGUUGUGAUGCAAAGAUUCCAUUUGGGAUGGAACUAUCAUGAGCAAAAUGAGUUUUCAUAAUUUCAUCCAUAGCUACUGGAGCUGCUAAGAUCUUUGCUGUUUACAACCUAGUGUAGAGACUUUGAGGUGACCAGGUGUUCUGGUGGAGCAGUGUCAUAGUCCAGUUACGGUGACAUUGGCAUGUGCAUCUACAGUUGGGCAAAACUUGGGAGCACUACUCUGACAGCAGUACUGUGCUUCACACUGUUCUGUCCUUUUGUUAAUUUUUCCUUGGUACAUGAGAAAAAUGUGUGUUUAUCAACUUAUACAGCAACAGGUUGAUGGGGAUAAAAUGCAGUCAGCUAUUUUCAAGUAAGAGAAUAAAAACUGGCAAUCCCACCAAUUACAAAUGAACACAUCUUGUAAAGAGAGUCUGUGCCUAUAGUAAAGAUAACCAGUGCCAAAUGCAGAAAUCUUUUGGUCCUGUCCCUCAAGCAGAAAGUAACUCCAGUGAGUCUAGGUAAAGAAGAUAAACCAUUGGAGAAUGCAGUGAAGCUUCACUACAACACUCUCCAAUAAGGAACUGCACCACUCAUUACAACCAUGCAGUUAGGGGGGAAAGAGUGGGAGUCGUCGUGCUUUUUAAAAACCCAGCUUAAUGAUUUUUUUGCAUAUUUCAAAUUGCUCAACAAGUAUUUCUGUGCUUACUAUUCUUUUAAUUAUGAAACUAAUACCUGCAUUGUUAGUUUCAACAUGCACAACAAAUGUAGCCAAGCCACACAGAAGUACUUCCUUAUGGUCUACAUGCAAACUACAGACAGACCAGAGUGUGGAUCCAGUUAUCCCUGGUGUGCAUCUAGGAUAUGUACUCCAGUCCAGAUUGAGCCCUAAGUCAACCACCUUCAUUUUUCCACUGUAGACUUCAUGGGGAUUCUUAAGUCCAUCCCGAGCCACUGCUUCUAGUUUUUUUCCUUGGGGAAAAUGAGGGGGCAGUAAACUGUCAAUUUCUAACUCAUCAUGUGACAGCUAUUUCUCCAAAGACAGAAAUAGCUAUUUUAAAAAAAGGUGACACAUUCCAGGUUUUUUUCUUCACUGCCUAGUGUGUGUGAAGGUUUUUCUGAGAUGCAGUUUAAUUUUUCUUUCCUCUGGUGUGUUCAUGACAAGACCUACUGCCAGCCAAUGCUAGUUCUGUGCCUUCUUCCGCUGCCCUCAGCUCAGCAGCUCCAGCCUACAUGGCCUUUUCAGGCCAGUGGAAGUCAUCUGGAGGCUGCCUGGACACUAACUAGUGAACAGGGUGAAGGGCCUUCUGCUCCCGAGAGCAGGACAGAUGGGUGCUUUCAGAAUCAUGACACCCUUAAUUUUUACUGUGGAGGUAAUUUCAAGUCCCUUAGUGCUAACUCUGAAGCAGUGAAACUGCUGUCAAUCAAACAGCUAACUGCAGUUCACAGGUAUUGGCAUGAACAGUGUUCUGUACUAAGUUUCCUCAUCUUGGUUUUUACUCCAGAUGCUUAAAUAUGCUUUCUCUUUAGUUGCUAUAAUUCUCAGAGGAGGAAAACUCUUUCCCAGAAAUCCACUUAACUAUAUAACCAUUUUUUCCCAAAACUCUAUACUGAGAAAGAUGACUGGAUCUUAAAGAUGACCAAAAAGACCUAUUUUUAUUAGACAAUUUAAAGUAAAAUAAUAAUGGUUUUUUUGUUGUUGUUUUUUCAAGUCCCCCAAAAUCAAGGUGCUCCUACCCACUGAUGGCAUAUCUUGAAAGGGCUGAGAACUGUUUUGGGGUUCCUCUCUGUAUUGCACUUUGAUGUUACAAGUAAUGUGUAUUAGUUUUGUCUACAACGUUAAAAUUGAGAGGUCAUAGUAAUUCUAACAGGAUAACAACUCUAAGGUCAGGAUCAACAGAAACCCAGAUUUCAGAAGUGGAGCAGUAGUGUCAAUCAGUUCAUGGGACUUCCAACAGAGCACGUUGCUACUCAAACAAAACAGGGUUAUGUCACAAACACAAGGCAGUAUGUAAGCAAGUUAAAAACCCACUCCAAGCAUUUCCAUGUAUUGUCAGAACUAGCCUUAUAGCUGAUGUAAUCACAGAUUUUACUCCAGUUUAGCACAAUUAAAACAAUGCCCUGUAUGGUUGUGAUGGCUUUCAAUGAAACAGGUAUAAUUAUUUUUGUUUACACAGGAAGAUGGCCUCUUUAAGAAAAAAAAACUUUCAAAUAUGUGACCUCUCUCAAAGGUGACCCAAAGUGAAAUGGAAGAGAAAUAAAAAAAUGGAAAUCCCAUCAUCUUUUAAGAUGACCCUUUUAAAAUUCAGUGAAAAUAUGUCACAACUUUAUCAUUCUAGCCAUCAAAAUUACAAAUGUUCAGUGCCCUUAGGGGUCUAUAUGUAAAAGAAACCGAAAAUUUAAGUGAAGAACUGCUCAAUGAAACAACAUACUUCAUACAUAAACAUGUGUUGGAGGGCAGAGGGCUCUGGUUUACUGUGAAGUAAACCAUUUUAGAAAGCUAUCUGCUAUAAUUCCCAGUGCCUUGAACUCUUUAGAGGAAUAGCAUUUAAAAACAACAAAAAACACCAAGUGAACUUUGAGGUGCUAAUGAAAUAAAAAACAGGUAAGUAUUUUUGAAGUUUGGGCAGAAAUGGAGCUGGGGGUGGGGUAGGGAAUGACUGCCUUGUAUUACAAGAGUUCUCAUCAACCUAAGUGGAAUCUGGGUGUUUUCUACCAAAGAUGUUGAGAGAAGUGGCUCAAGUCAACACAGGCCUACUUAAGAGCCGGCCAAAUCUGGGAACAUGCUGUUCAUGUGCUAUGAAUUUCAAGCUAUGGUUGAUUGGCAAAGCAUCAACUUCUUAGGAAGACGUGGCUGCAGCACUUAAGGGAUACAGGGGAUAGAUACAUUUUUAGAAACUAUCCAUUCGUUAAAUGUGUCACAACCUAAUACCAAAAACUUGCCGUUUUUCAUAAUUUUAUCUACUUUUCCCUGUGUUUGUAAAUAGUCUCUCCUAGAAAAUAAGUGUUAACUGGAAUGUUUGAAAUGACUUUGCUUAGUUUUAAUAUCAGCCACUAGUGAACUCUUCUUCCAGAGAUGCAUAAGGUAAAAUAUGAUUAGCUUGUGCUAAGUGUUGUAAAAAUGCUGUUUACUCUUUUCAGAGAAUUGCACAUUAUCUUUAACUGGGGUUGUCCUCUCCUUUCCUUCUUUAAAAAAGAAAUGGAGUCAAGGCUCACUGACUUGUAGCUGUGGGAAGUUUGUCAUAAAUAGAUAUAAUGUAGAAGAUACUUUUGUAAAGCAUGAAGAUAACAGAUGCACCACAAAGAGGACAUUAUUCGGAGGAUUAUGCACAGCUUGGUAAAGAUGAAGUUGUGGUUUUCUUCCAGCCUUUAUUAUUUUCUUCUGCAUAAAUGUACACUCAUUUCAUUAUGUGCCUUGCUCCCUGAUUGUGCAAAGCUAUAUAUACACACAAAUAUAUAUAUGAGAAAGAGAUAUAUUCAUUCAGUACUACUGACUAUGUUUUUGUUCUACUGCUGGAUUAAGUUAAUUUCCCAGUUAUACUUGCCAUAAACCAUUGUAAUGGCCUAGGACAGUGGUCAGAUAGAGUAAAUGUUUUUCUAGUUACAUAUUUUAUGUCACGUAGCCCAAUCCUUAAUUUUAAAAAAUUAAAUAGAUUUCCAUUUAAA
Messenger RNA from Mesocricetus auratus (golden hamster), 8647 nucleotides. RefSeq names its product Ras association (RalGDS/AF-6) and pleckstrin homology domains 1 (gene Raph1). Gene Ontology annotation, biological process: signal transduction. The record is from RefSeq and is a predicted model, not a curated record. Lineage: Eukaryota; Metazoa; Chordata; Mammalia; Rodentia; Cricetidae. Gene Ontology annotation, cellular component: plasma membrane; cytosol.